AUGGCUGGCAUACAGAUUGGCCUCAUUUUUGCUCUUCGAGCCGCGCACUCUUCGCAUCUCACAUGGCCAGACACGUUGAUGGCAGUGCUCUCGGCUGCUCUUCUUGCCGCUGGCGUCCUCAGACAUUAUUGGGAUAUCUAUGUCCACCGAUCGGUGCGCGGGAUCUCGUUCAUCUUUGUAGGCAUCGACGCCGCCGGCGACCUCUUCUCUCUGAUCUCGGUGUUUUUCCAACCCAGGCUAGAUAUACUUGGUAUGGUGAUUUACGGAACCGAGUUGGCCCUGUGGACAGGAGUGUUCGCUUGCGGAGGAUAUUUCAACUUGCUCCCAUGGAUAAAACAAAACUGCAAGCCGUCUGUAGAAGGCGAUCUGUCUUCCAACACUUCUGAGCCACCAGCAGACUCAACCACGCAACCAGUUCAUGGCAUCUCUCUUCGAAAUAUGCCAUCAUCCACGUCUGUAUUUAGGACGCCAUCAAGCGAGGUUGCUGUUGCGAGGAUCAGAGCCGGGUUCCAAGAUGCGGAAGAUGAGAGGGACACGGUUUCGUAA
This is a messenger RNA of Trichoderma gamsii, 546 nucleotides long. Its product is annotated as PQ loop repeat protein. The record is from RefSeq and is a predicted model, not a curated record. The transcript has a single exon. NCBI's taxonomy places the organism in Eukaryota, Fungi, Ascomycota, Sordariomycetes, Hypocreales, Hypocreaceae. The coding region runs from base 1 to 546 and encodes 181 amino acids.